UUUAAGCAAAACGUUAAAGUCUAAAGAUAUAGGUAACCGAUUUAAGCCAUUUUAAACUCAACUGUUACAUCUAUAAAAUAUAACAAUGAGUUACGAUAAUAGUUUUCAAUUGCAUUCUACACACCAAUCUCCACUCAAAAGCAAAAGAAGCAGAUAUUUAUUAGGCAAAGAUGAAUCGCUUAAUAUUUCGGCAAUACUUAACGAGACAACUACUUUUAAAACUCUUAACGAUACUAGUUUGAGACAAGUUUUAGACGAAUCUUCAGUUUUAAUAAACAACGGUAAUGCAGGAGACGGCUUAAGUGAGGCCUUUUUUGAAAUAAUACAAUCCAGCCGACCGAGUACUGUUUUAGAUACAAUAGCGAGGUUAGCCCAAGCUUGUUGUGAUUCUCUUGAACUUGUAGAACCUUGGAACCGAUAUAAUGCGCAAAACUAUUGGCUAGCAGAAGAAGCCAACACGUGGAAACUCAUCUUUAGCCUUUUUGCCGAUUCUAUUUCCGAACACCCUAAAACUUUAGACAGUCAACUUCUUGAACCAACUUUAUCUCAACAAACUCUAGUAAAUGCUUAUUUUGAAACUGAAUCUGAACUUCGUCUGUUGCAAAUAUUAGUUAAUUGGCUUGAAGUAACAGCAACAUAUCAAGAAGGAGCAACACAAACAGCUGCUCCAGUAAUUGCUAACAACAUACAUUGGGGUAAUACACUUCAUCAACUACUGAUUGGAACAAGUUUGUUUAAUAAAGAGAAAAAUAAGUCUAUGAUCACAUGUAUGGAUCCUGAUGCACCAAGACGUCAAAAUAAAACAAUACAUUCAGAUGAUAAAAAAGAUGAUGAUGAUUUGUGCAAGAGAAUUUUUACUGAAGUACGAUGUGGAAAAUUUGAAGAAGCAGUGUCUUUAUGUAUAAGUGCUGGGCAAGCAUGGCGUGGGGCUGUUCUACAAGGCUGGAAGUUGCUCCAUUAUGAACCAGGUGAUGUUGAUGGUACUUUAGAAGUUACAGGAAAUUCCUCAAGAGAUUUAUGGAAAUGGUGUUCUUUAGGUAUAGCUAAUGAUAUUACUGAAAAUAUCUAUUUUAGAGCUACUAUAGGCAUCUUAUGUGGACACUUACCAAGUGCCUUACCAGCAUGUCAAGGAAAUUGGGAAGACUUGCUUUGGGCUCAUUUAAGAGUUCAAAUAGAAGCUAGAGUUGAUAAAUUCUUACAUGAACAUCAUGCAACUGCUGAAGCAAAUACAACUCCCUCUGAUGUUUUAGAUCUAUUACAGAGUGAGCUUCAAGUAGAUGAAUUAUCUUUACAACAAAUUUUUAAUUCUGUUAAAUCAUUGAUGGAUGGAAAAAGGGAAUCAAAUUACCAGAUGUGUCAGCGCAAUCUAAUGCUAGGCCACAUAAGAGCUAUAAUGCAAGAUUCUCUAGAGUGGCUUAAUACUGCUGAAGAAAAAUUUGUAAGAUUCUUAGCUCAUCUAAUUCUGGUUUUGAGACAAAUGGGCAAAGAUCCUCAACAUGACAUUGGAGAUAAAAUUCUGGAAAAAUACGUAAUUCAGAUUAUUGAAGGUUUGGUUGAAGGUACAAGUGUAUGUCCAGAACUAGUAGCCUAUUAUACUUCAACUGUACCAAUUGAGCGACAAAUAGCUUUGUAUGCAGAACUAAUGGACCGAGUCCAGAAAAGUGAAUAUAGGCUUGAAGUUGUCAAAGCAGGAACAAGAGCAGGUAUUGAUGUUGCAGCUUCUGCCAGAGUUGCUAUAAAGAAAGCAAUUACGGACAUACAACAGGGCUAUGGAAACAUAGAUCUGACAUUCACACAAACAACAGCAGUGGAAAAAGAUAAAACUUUGGUAACUAAAGUGAUAUCAUCACUUGAAUGGCUUUCAUUUAUGUCAAACCAAAUUGAAGAAGGUCUAUGGCUUAGCAAUGCUAUGGUUCGAACAUUUAUUUUUAUUGGUAACACAAAUGCUGCAUUACUAUGUGUGAACAGUGUCAGUAAAAUGUUUGAUGACUUUACGAAUAAGGUACCUAAAAACUCUUCAGAACUAAGAGAACAUAUUUGUUUAAAAUCAUACUUGGAAGCCAUAGAAGCAUUUGCUACUUGGUAUAGACAUUUUAUAAGUGGUCAACCAAAAGAUAUAGAGCCAUUAGCUCCAGAUGCAUCAUUCUCUGAUAAGGUUCAUCACGAGCAAAGAUGUGCCCAUAUUGAACAACAAAGGGCUCGAUGGCAAAAUGCUAUACUUCAUCAAUCUCGACAAACAAAGCAAUUACUGUAUAAUAUUCUAUUGUUUCCUGGGGGUUGGUUACAAGAUGAAAAUGACUCUAUUUCUUCUCACAAAUUUACUAACGAAGAAAAGGAAGAAAGGAACAAACAACUAGAUACUUUAAGACGUCUUUGUCUUCCAGAAGUAGCACUAUUGAUUUUUAAAAUAUUGCAAAGUAGUGAAGAUAUUGAUGAUCAUAAGGAGGCUCUUAAAAUGAGCAAUUUAAUUGCAAGUGAAAAUCGUGGUCUUUACCAAGUAUUUACAAAAAGUAAACUUUUGGAAGUAUUAGACAGAAUUAAAGAAUCCUCUUUGUUUUUGGUAGAAAAGGGUAAAGAUAUACUUGGUUAUGAAUUGGAUGAAUAA
Messenger RNA from Nymphalis io (European peacock), 2605 nucleotides. RefSeq names its product nuclear pore complex protein Nup107 (gene Nup107). Lineage: Eukaryota; Metazoa; Arthropoda; Insecta; Lepidoptera; Nymphalidae. Gene Ontology annotation, cellular component: nuclear pore outer ring; nuclear pore. The coding region runs from base 86 to 2605 and encodes 839 amino acids. Gene Ontology annotation, biological process: post-transcriptional tethering of RNA polymerase II gene DNA at nuclear periphery; regulation of DNA-templated transcription; protein import into nucleus. The record is from RefSeq and is a predicted model, not a curated record. Gene Ontology annotation, molecular function: structural constituent of nuclear pore. The transcript has a single exon.